AUGGGGCCCCUCCACGGGAAGCCUGGGGCCCCCGUAGGGAACUCUGAAAGACUCACCCCGAAAGGAUUAUCACCUCAGCGACCAGUUCCACUUCCCGGCACCUGCUGCGGGGGGUCUCAGGUGUGCCGCGGGGCGGCCCCGGCCGCCGUGGUGCUGACAGCCCAGGGGCCCUCCGUGGCUGCUUGGACGCGGCUGUGGCCUGUCCUCCGGCAGGCCCCGGCCGCCGCCCGGCCGCCCGCCCCCUGCGAGGGUGUGGCUGGCGGCCCGCGCCCUGGUGGCGCCCGGGCCUUGUGGGGUUUGGUCUUCUGCCGCCAACUGACGCUGCCCAGCCCCGGGUGUUGGCGUGAAGCUGCCCACAGCCCUGCCUGCGGGACCGCCACCCACGCUGACCCCCCCGGUCGGCUGCCGUUACUUGUGGCUGAGGUCAGCGGUGUGGAAUGGGGUGCCUGCGACGCCCCUCCGCCCAUGCAGUCCAUGAAGCCCAGGGACCCCCUGAAACCCACCUACCAGCCCCAGGAGCAGGUGGAGCUGGAGUGUCGCCCCGGCUACCGGCGCUCCAGCCCGGGCCCCUUCGUGCUGACCUGCGGCGCAGAUGGCACGUGGUCGACGCUCCCGGAGUCCUGCACUCGAAAGUCGUGUCCGCACCCCGGAGAGCCCCAGAAUGGCAGGAUCAUCAGGGGAGACCGGGGCUUCGAGUUCGGCGCCUCCAUCACCUUCGCCUGCAACGAGGGCUUCUUCUUAGUCGGAAGGAAGGAGCUGUACUGCGAGCUCUCCGGGAGCAGCUUGGAGUGGAGCGACAACUUCCCGCAGUGCGAGAAGGUGCGGUGUCAGCCGCCCGCCAAAAUAGCCAACGGGAAGUUCAGCAACAGCGGCAAGGACGAGUACGAGUUCCAGGAGACCGUGACCUACAGCUGCAACCCUUCCGGGGGGCCCGACCCCUUCUCGCUGGUGGGCCAGAGCCGGCUCGUGUGCUCCGGCCAGGACCAGUGGAGCAGCCCGCCCCCCGAGUGCCGAGGUGAGCCGGCCGCCGAGGGGGUACUGUGGUAG
This is a messenger RNA of Condylura cristata (star-nosed mole), 1047 nucleotides long. RefSeq names its product CD46 molecule, complement regulatory protein (gene CD46). The record is from RefSeq and is a predicted model, not a curated record. NCBI's taxonomy places the organism in Eukaryota, Metazoa, Chordata, Mammalia, Eulipotyphla, Talpidae. Bases 1 to 1047 code for a protein of 348 amino acids. Gene Ontology annotation, biological process: negative regulation of complement activation, classical pathway. The transcript is spliced from 7 exons.